UCGCGUGCAUAUGGCACUAGUAUGUAUAGAAAGUGGGAGUAAUUGGCAUCGGCCAUCCCAAAAAAGUGCGGGAUUUAGCGAUCCCCGAGGCUGCGGUGCUUAUACUUAGACCAGCGUCCCAAAGGUAUUGUAUUUCUCCUCAGCAGCUGUUCAUGGCUACUUCAGAAGUAAGAGAGAAACCAAAGCCAAAGCUAAAGCUCUACUCCUAUUUUAUGAGUUCCUGCGCCUGGCGUGUCCGUAUUGCUCUCCAUCACAAAGGGUUGGAGUAUGAAUACAUAGCAGUGAAUUUGGUGAAAGGAGAUCAAUUUACUUCCGAGUUUCAGAAACUGAAUCCUCUUAGUUAUGUGCCGGUGUUGGUGGAUGAAGAUAUAGUAAUUGCUGACUCGUAUGCAAUUAUAAUGUAUCUAGAAGAGAAGUAUCCUCAAAAUCCAUUGUUGCCUCAGAAUUUUCAGAAAAGAGGCCUCAAUUAUCAGGCUGCAAAUAUUGUUGCUUCAAACAUACAGCCUUUCCAGAAUCUAGCAGUUGUGAAAUAUAUUGAAGAAAAACUUGGUUCUGAUGAAAAGCUUUCUUGGGCUCAACAUCAUAUCAAAAAAGGAUUUGCUGCCUUGGAGAAGCUGCUAGCAGGACAUGCUGGCAAAUAUGCUACUGGGAAUGAAGUUGCCUUGGCAGACUUGUUCCUGGCACCCCAAAUAGAUGGAGCAACUAAGAGAUUCAACAUAGACAUGGCUGAGUUCCCACUAUUGAAGAGUUUGAAUGAUGAAUAUUCUAAACUUCCAGCAUUUCAGAGUGCUGCGCCAGAAAAGCAACCCGAUGCUCCAGAUAGCACCAAGGCCUAGAUCAGGUAAUCUAUACCAGGACUGGUGUGGCUCUUCUGCUGAGAAGAGUGAGAUGGUGAAUGUUAACAUGUAUCAGCGUGUUCACAACUUGUAGUCCAUAUCUGGCAGGCACUAGUCAACUUUGCACAAUGUACAGAGAAGAAGUGCUUUUACUUGCGACAAUAAAAUUAUGGACACUGAAGCAUGAUUUGUAUGUACCUUGUUGAAUAGCAUGAGUUAACAAUGAAAAUAUGAAGUCCUAUAAAAACAUAUGAUGACAAUGGUUUUCUUGCAUGCUUCAACGUUGUUUAAACAAAGACGAUGCAGGUGCUUUAUAGCAGAUUUCUUAUUCUCA
Molecule: messenger RNA, 1170 nt
Organism: Beta vulgaris subsp. vulgaris (sugar beet)
Lineage: Eukaryota; Viridiplantae; Streptophyta; Magnoliopsida; Caryophyllales; Amaranthaceae
Product: glutathione S-transferase 2
Exons: 11
Coding region: 153-836 (227 amino acids)
Biological process (GO): glutathione metabolic process; L-phenylalanine catabolic process
Cellular component (GO): cytoplasm
Molecular function (GO): maleylacetoacetate isomerase activity; glutathione transferase activity
Source: RefSeq, a predicted model, not a curated record